Molecule: messenger RNA, 3121 nt
Organism: Arabidopsis thaliana (thale cress)
Lineage: Eukaryota; Viridiplantae; Streptophyta; Magnoliopsida; Brassicales; Brassicaceae
Gene: RLP42
Product: receptor like protein 42
Exons: 1
Coding region: 265-2937 (890 amino acids)
Biological process (GO): signal transduction
Cellular component (GO): plasma membrane
Source: RefSeq, marked reviewed
GUGAUGUGAUUCCUAUCCAAAUUAUACGUUUAAAAAAAUAUCUAAGGUGGAUUUUACUUCAUGAUUUGAGUAGCUAUUUAGCCACUUAGCCACAUACUCUUCUCCAAGCCCGAAUACAAAGACGACUUCACUUAACUCUUAAAUUCUUCCAAGUCAAUUUGGGCUCCACAAUGCAGAAUUACGUCCUAUCUUUAUUUAUUUAUACCUAUCUCCUCUCUCACAUUUCUAAUAUCAAAAUCAAGUCUUUCUUACAAAGUUUUCAUCAUGUCUAAAUCGCUUUUGCGUUUGACGUUUCUCUUGCUACUCUUACUCUCUUGUGUCUCCCCUUCAAGCUUCUUCACUUUUAAUAACCCUGCUGAAGGUCCUGGUGCUUGUGGUCCCCACCAGAUUCAAGCCUUUACGCAGUUCAAGAACGAGUUUGAUACUCGUGCUUGCAACCAUAGUGACCCUUGGAAUGGAGUGUGGUGCGAUAACUCCACGGGUGCGGUCACGAUGCUACAACUCAGGGCAUGUCUUAGCGGAACUCUGAAACCUAACAGUAGCCUUUUCCAGUUUCAUCAUCUCCGUUCCCUUCUUCUCCCUCAUAACAACUUCACCUCCUCUUCAAUUUCUUCCAAGUUUGGAAUGCUCAACAACUUAGAGGUAUUGUCUCUUUCAAGUAGUGGCUUCCUCGCCCAAGUUCCUUUUUCAUUUAGUAACCUAAGCAUGCUUUCCGCUUUAGACCUUUCCAAAAACGAGCUCACUGGUAGUUUAUCAUUUGUGCGGAAUCUACGCAAGCUCAGAGUUUUAGAUGUUUCUUAUAAUCACUUCUCUGGAAUUUUGAAUCCCAAUAGUAGCCUCUUUGAGUUGCACCACCUCAUUUACCUUAAUCUCCGUUACAACAACUUCACCUCCUCUUCACUCCCUUAUGAAUUUGGCAAUCUCAACAAACUAGAGGUCUUGGAUGUUUCCUCUAAUAGCUUCUUCGGUCAAGUUCCUCCCACUAUUAGUAACCUAACCCAGUUAACCGAGUUGUACCUUCCCUUGAACGACUUCACUGGUAGUCUUCCGCUUGUACAAAAUCUAACCAAGCUCUCCAUUCUACAUCUUUUUGGUAAUCACUUCUCUGGAACAAUCCCUUCUUCUCUCUUCACUAUGCCUUUCUUAUCAUCAAUUUAUUUAAAUAAAAACAAUCUCAGUGGUUCUAUUGAAGUUCCUAACUCCUCUUCCUCAUCAAGGCUAGAGCAUUUGUACCUAGGGAAAAACCAUUUAGGAAAAAUCCUAGAGCCUAUCGCAAAGCUUGUUAACCUUAAAGAGCUCGACCUUUCUUUCCUAAACACAAGCCACCCAAUUGACUUAAGUCUCUUCUCCUCUCUCAAAUCUUUGUUGCUCCUCGAUCUUUCCGGUGAUUGGAUAUCAAAGGCUAGUUUAACUUUGGAUUCAUACAUUCCAUCUACCCUGGAAGUGUUGCGUUUGGAGCAUUGCGACAUCAGUGAGUUCCCAAACGUCUUCAAGACCCUUCAUAAUUUGGAGUAUAUUGCCUUAUCCAACAAUAGAAUCAGUGGAAAAUUUCCAGAGUGGUUAUGGAGCCUUCCUCGACUGAGCUCAGUGUUCAUUACAGAUAAUUUGUUAACUGGCUUUGAAGGGUCAUCAGAAGUUUUAGUAAAUUCAUCAGUGCAGAUCUUAAGUUUGGAUACAAACAGUUUAGAAGGGGCACUCCCGCAUCUACCGCUCUCUAUCAACUAUUUCUCUGCAAUAGACAAUAGAUUCGGAGGCGACAUACCUCUUUCAAUCUGUAAUAGAAGCUCGCUUGAUGUCCUUGAUCUAAGCUACAACAACUUCAGCGGACAAAUUCCUCCAUGUCUGAGUAACUUAUUGUAUUUGAAACUCCGAAAGAACAACUUGGAAGGAAGUAUUCCUGACAAGUAUUAUGUGGAUACGCCUCUACGAUCAUUCGACGUUGGUUACAAUCGAUUAACAGGGAAGCUCCCAAGGUCUCUUAUAAAUUGCUCAGCUCUACAGUUUCUAAGUGUGGACCACAACGGAAUCAAAGAUACAUUUCCUUUUUACCUUAAGGCUUUACCGAAAUUGCAAGUCCUUCUCCUCAGUUCAAACGAAUUCUAUGGUCCUCUAUCUCCUCCUAAUCAAGGUCCUCUGGGUUUUCCUGAGCUGCGGAUACUGGAGAUAGCUGGUAAUAAACUAACCGGAAGCUUGCCCCCAGAUUUUUUUGUGAAUUGGAAAGCAUCAUCACACACAAUGAAUGAAGAUCUGGGUCUAUAUAUGGUAUAUAGCAAGGUUAUUUUCGGGAACUAUCACCUCACCUAUUAUGAAACUAUAGAUUUACGAUAUAAAGGUCUAUCUAUGGAGCAGGAGAACGUCCUUACUUCCUCAGCCACCAUUGAUCUUUCUGGAAACAGACUUGAAGGAGAAAUUCCUGAAUCUCUCGGUCUCUUAAAGGCAUUGAUCGCACUCAACUUAUCGAACAACGCCUUCACAGGCCAUAUUCCUCUGUCUUUGGCUAAUCUUAAGAAGAUCGAGUCACUAGACCUAUCAAGUAACCAACUCUCAGGGACAAUUCCUAAUGGACUAGGGACUCUCUCGUUUUUGGCGUACAUGAACGUGUCUCACAACCAACUCAACGGUGAAAUACCACAAGGAACACAAAUAACUGGGCAACCUAAAUCGUCCUUCGAAGGAAAUGCAGGGCUUUGUGGUUUUCCUCUUCAAGAAAGUUGCUUUGGGACUAACGCGCCACCAGCACAGAAGCCUAAAGAAGAAGAAGAAGCGGAAGAAGAUGAGCAAGAGUUAAACUGGAAAGCAGUGGCAAUAGGGUAUGGGGUUGGAGUGUUACUUGGAUUGGCGAUAGCACAACUCAUUGCUUCAUACAAACCAGAGUGGCUAGUUUGUCUGGUUAAAAGCAGAAACCCGUUACGAUCUUUUUUUGGUUUUGAGUAUUAACCUUCAAUAUUUGUCAAGUUGUUGUUGGUAUUGUAUUGAAGCAUUUCCUUAAGUUUGUCAUCUUUAUCUGAUGUUUUUGUCUGUUUUGUUUUCUAUAUAAGAAGAAUGGUGAAUUCUACGUAGCAUAUCUAAUUGCUUAUACAUAUUUGAUUUUUUCCUAAAUAAACACUGAAAUUAAUAGACU